CAAUUGAGUCGUACAUCUUGACAACCUAGGCACGGGAUCGGCCUCAAGGAGGCACAAGGUUGGUAUUCCCGGUAGGACUUGUGCUCCAGUUACUCUUACAAACUCCAUUCGAGUUUCUUGUUCCGUUCAGCGCUUUCUCUCUCUAUUCGUUUUCUCAAGGUAGGUAUCUUACAAUGCCGUUCAAAAGUUCACAGCCAGACAUUGACUUACCAACCAACAUCACCAACUGGACCUGGCUCUUCAAUUCCCCUGCCUCUCCCCUACAAUCGAUUCCCUCUUCUCAACUCGCAGGCUACAGCAAUGCCAACACCAAAGAGAGGAUCAAUUGGGCAAACGUCAAGACCCAUACCACCCACUUGUCCACAGCACUUGUCCGACAUUAUGGCCUUCAAAAAGGCGACGUUGUAGCCCUCUUCUCUCAAAACACAAUAUGGUACCCAGUUGCUAUGCUCGCGGUCAACCGCGUUGGAGGUAUCAUAUCAGGAGCUAGUCCGGCGUAUAAUGUGGAAGAAAUGACAUAUGCGUUGAAAACUGCUGGGGCCAAGUAUCUGUUUACGAUACCUGGGAGUAUGGACGUUGCUUCUGCCGCAGCUAAGAAUGCUGGAAUUCCGAAGCAGAGAGUGUUCUUGUUGGAAGGGACAAUGGAAGGGUUUACCACUAUGUACGAGCUACUCGAGCUAGGGAAGAGAGAAGGAGAAAAGGGACAGGUCGAGGAGUACAAAUUGAAGAGAGGAGAGAAGAAUAAGGACCUGUGUGGAUUCCUAAGUUUCAGUUCAGGCACUACUGGACUUCCCAAAGCUGUCAUGAUCUCCCACCAAAACGUGAUAGCCCAAUGCGUCCAAAUCAAGCAAAUCACCCCUGGCACCCACAAAAAAGUCCUCGCCGUCCUCCCCUCCUUCCACAUAACUGGCCUCGUCCACGCCCUCCACCUCCCCAUCCUCCUCAACGCCGAAGUCUACAUGCUCUCUUCCUUCACCAUGAAAUCCAUGCUCGACACCGUCGUCAAGUACCGCAUCUCCGAACUCUUACUCGUGCCACCAAUCAUCAUCCGGCUUGUGCGAGACCCUAUUGUCGAUGACUACGACCUAAGUUUCGUCACACGGUUCAGUUCCGGUGCUGCUCCGUUGAGCGAGGAAAUCAUCCAGAUGCUCAAGAAGAAGUUUCCGGGUACGGGGUUCAAGCAAGGGUACGGGAUGACGGAGUCGUGUUCUUGUAUUACGAGUCAUCCGCCAGAGAAAUACGGAUAUGAGCAUGCGCAUAAAGUCGGCACGGUGUGUGCUUCUACUACUAUCAAAAUCGUGGAUGAAGAUGGGAAGGAAUUAGGGGUUAAUGAACCGGGAGAAUUGCUGGCGAAGGGACCACAGAUCGUGAUGGGGUAUUUGAAUAAUGAGCAAGCGACGAAGAGCACGUUUGACAGUGAGGGGUACCUGCAUACCGGGGAUCAGGCGGUGAUUGAUGACGAGGGAAUGGUUACUAUUACAGAUCGAAUUAAGGAGAUGAUUAAGGUGAAGGGAAUUGGGGUGGCGCCAGCUGAGCUGGAGGAUCUUUUGCUAGGGCAUGAGUUCGUGGAGGAUGUUGCUGUGCUUGGUGUAAAUGAUGAUUAUUCGGGAGAGAAACCGAAGGCAUAUAUUGUCAAGAAGAAGGGGAGUCCGGGAGAGAAGGAUGUAGGGGAGCAGUUAUUGAGAUAUGUGAAGGAGAAGAAGGUUAGGCAUAAAUGGGUCAAAGAGGUGGAGUUCAUUGGGGAGAUCCCGAAAAGUGCAAGUGGGAAGAUCCUGAGAAGGCUGUUGAGGGACAAGAGUAGGGGUGCGAGCGAAGGUGUGGUUGUUAGAGAUGAGGUUGCUGCGAAAGCAAAGCUGUAGACACUUUUAGUGAAUUGCCAUGAUCUUGUGACAUUUAGCAUUGAUCUAAUGUCAGCC
Molecule: messenger RNA, 1916 nt
Organism: Mollisia scopiformis
Lineage: Eukaryota; Fungi; Ascomycota; Leotiomycetes; Helotiales; Mollisiaceae
Product: acetyl-CoA synthetase-like protein
Exons: 4
Coding region: 174-1859 (561 amino acids)
Molecular function (GO): CoA-ligase activity
Source: RefSeq, a predicted model, not a curated record